Gekko japonicus is the source of this 1377-nucleotide messenger RNA. Its product is annotated as olfactory receptor 10A4-like. Gene Ontology annotation, biological process: G protein-coupled receptor signaling pathway. Gene Ontology annotation, cellular component: membrane. Gene Ontology annotation, molecular function: G protein-coupled receptor activity; olfactory receptor activity. Lineage: Eukaryota; Metazoa; Chordata; Lepidosauria; Squamata; Gekkonidae. Bases 1 to 1377 code for a protein of 458 amino acids. The record is from RefSeq and is a predicted model, not a curated record. The transcript has 6 exons.
AUGGAAGCAGAAAAUGCAAUUGCAGAAAUAAUUGACUCCUUAGUGGCACAAGAUGUGCUGGUACAGAUGGAGAGUAUUACCAACGCCCCCAUCUGGCCUGUCAAAAAGAAGGAUGGCACUUACCGUUUGGUAAUUGAUUUCCGCUUCCUUAACGAGGCGACGCCAUGUACGGCGAAUAUUGUAGUGAGCUAUCCAGAAGUCAUUGCCGCUAUAGCAGAGGGAGCUAAAUGGAUGUUGACAAAGAAAGAAAAUAUUAUACAGAAUAGCACAGCACUGACUGAAUUCAUCCUUCUUGGUCUUUCUGAUGAGCCCAAUUUGCAAAGCAUAUUGUUUUCUACUUUUCUGGUGGUCUACAUCAUCAUCCUGGCAGGAAAUCUCAUCAUUAUUCUCCUCACGUUCAUUGAUCCUGCACUACAAACACCCAUGAUGUUGACAAAGGAAGAAAAUAUUCUACAGAAUAGUUCAGCACUGUCUGGAUUCAUCCUUCUUGGGCUUUCUGAUGAGCCCAACCUGCAAAGCAUAUUGUUUUCUACUUUUCUAGUGAUCUACAUCAUCAUCCUGGCAGGAAAUCUCAUCAUCAUUCUCCUCACGUUGGUUGAUCCUGCACUACAAACACCCAUGUAUUUCUUCCUGAGAAACCUGUCCUUCCUGGAGAUCUGUUACACAUCCGUAAAUGUCCCCAAGAUGCUUGAGAAUCUUCUGUCUGGGAACAAGUCCAUCUCCUUCCUAGGAUGUGCUCUAGAGACCUAUUUCACAUUCUUUCUUGGUGGUUCUGAAUGUUUUCUCCUGGCUUCAAUGUCGUACGAUCGCUAUGUUGCCAUUUGUAAGCCUCUGCACUACCCUGUCCUCAUGAACAGGAAAGUGUGCAUGGGUCUAGCUGUGGCACCUUGGUUAAGUGGAUUUUUUAUGUCCUCUGGUCUCACCAGUAUGGUGUUCACCAUGUCCUUUUGUGGUUCCAAUGAGAUCAAUCACUUCUUUUGUGACAUCCCCCCAUUACUGAAAUUGGCUUGUGGGGACACUUCCAGGACCGAAAUGGCUGUAUUUCUAGUGGCUAUGAUAUUUAUAUCUUUUCCAUUCCUCCCAAUCUUACUGUCAUAUGCUGGUAUCAUUGCCACGAUUCUGGGAAUGUCUUCUGCUGAAGGGAGUGUCUUCUACAAACAUCCUACAGACUUGAAUUGCACAUACAUAGCAAAUUUCUCCGAUCUUCUUGUUCGUUUAUUGCCACAGGAUGCACCAGUGUCUACAUCUAAAGGAAAUAGACAUCGAGAUUCUGUGCUGACGAUAAUCAUGUUGGCUAGAGUUGAAAGAAGUGAUGAACUUAUCUCUGAAAUACUUUUCAUUAUGAGAUUCUUAAUUGCAAGUUUUAGUGAUGAAUAG